GUCUGCAGAUCUGUGACAAGGAAAAGCCGUGAGAAAAUAUUCAUAAUUUUGCAAGCAGACGAUGUAAUGGGAGGGGAGCGGACUGCAGAGAAAUGACUGGCUCUUUAACAGAUUAAAACAUCAGAGAAAUCCCAUUUAAGCUGAUAUCCAUUUGCGUGAACUUGUCGGGAUGGGAGCCACGCUGAUCGUACACACUUUAGGUUUAGUCUUUUGCGGCACCUUGCUGAGUUUCGUCUAUGGUCUGGUUGAUGCUGAUGAUGUCCUCACUAAAGAAGAACAAAUCUAUCUUCUGUUCAACGCAAAACGAAAAUGUGAGCGAGCCAUCAAGUCCAAAUAUAAAAUUACUGAGGGUUACUGCAUGCCGGAGUGGGAUGGCAUCGUUUGCUGGCCCGAGGGUCUUCCUGGAAGGAUGGUGUCCACUGCCUGCCCGGAGUACAUAUAUGACUUCAACCACAAAGGACAUGCUUACCGGCGCUGUGACAUCAAUGGGACCUGGGAGCUGGCGUCAAAUAACAACAAAACCUGGGCUAAUUACAGCGAGUGUGCCAAAUUCCUCCCCCAUUAUAAUCCGGACCAAGAGAGGGAGGUUUUUGACAGACUUUACCUGAUCUACACGGUGGGCUACUCCAUCUCUCUGGGAUCACUUAUGGUGGCGACAUUCAUCCUAGGAUACUUUCGGCGGCUACACUGCACCAGAAACUACAUCCACAUGCACCUGUUUGUAUCGUUCAUGUUGAGGGCCAUUAGUAUAUUUGUGAAAGACGUGGUGUUGUACUCGGGUGCCGCGCUGCAGGAAAUGGAGCGUAUCACUGUGGAGGAUCUCAAAUCCAUCACAGAAGCCCCUCCUGCCAACAAAACCAAGUUUAUUGGAUGCAAGGUGGCUGUCACUCUCUUCUUGUACUUCUUGGCGACUAAUUAUUACUGGAUUCUGGUGGAAGGCCUGUACCUGCACAGCCUUAUCUUCAUGACCUUCUUCUCAGACAGGAAGUACCUUUGGGGCUUUACUCUGAUUGGCUGGGGUGUUCCUGCAAUGUUUGUAACCAUCUGGGCCAGCGUGAGAGCCACUCUUGCUGACACUGAGUGCUGGGAUUUAAGCGCAGGAAACCUGAAAUGGAUUGUGCAGAUCCCUAUUUUGACAGCAAUUGUUGUUAAUUUUUUGUUGUUCCUGAAUAUAAUCCGAGUCUUGGCAACAAAACUUAGAGAAACAAAUGCAGGAAGAUGUGACACCAGACAACAGUAUAGGUAA
This is a messenger RNA of Sinocyclocheilus grahami, 1246 nucleotides long. Its product is annotated as parathyroid hormone/parathyroid hormone-related peptide receptor-like. Bases 170 to 1246 code for a protein of 358 amino acids. Gene Ontology annotation, cellular component: plasma membrane. Gene Ontology annotation, biological process: cell surface receptor signaling pathway; intracellular calcium ion homeostasis; adenylate cyclase-activating G protein-coupled receptor signaling pathway. Gene Ontology annotation, molecular function: G protein-coupled peptide receptor activity; parathyroid hormone receptor activity; peptide hormone binding. Lineage: Eukaryota; Metazoa; Chordata; Actinopteri; Cypriniformes; Cyprinidae. The transcript is spliced from 10 exons. The record is from RefSeq and is a predicted model, not a curated record.